UCCAGUCAGAACACCGGGGAACGGUGGGUGUGAUGCCGCUGAACGCGUGGCUGUCGGACCGCUGUCAGAGUUCUGCUGUUCCUCAACCUUAGAAGCAAACAGAAAUCAAAGCCGCUGUUAAGGACUGAGGACCCUCGGUGGGAAGUGGCCGCCCGGAGCUUGUCAGCAUGCGGCUCCUUCUGAGCGUCCUGUACCCGCUCCUUUCCCUCACCUUGUUCGGACUCUAUCCAUCCAUGACUAUCGGCCCUAAGGAGGGUUGGCAAGUGUACAGCUCAGCCCAGGAUGCUGACGGCCGCUGCAUCUGCACUGUGGUAGCACCGGAACAGAGCCUGUGCUCCAGAGAUGCAAAAAGCAGACAGCUCAGACAGCUGCUAGAAAAGGUGCAGAACAUGUCCCAGUCCAUUGAAGUGCUGAACCUGCGGACUCAGAGGGAUUUCCAGUAUGUCAUAAAGAUGGAGAACCAGAUGAAAGGCCUGAGGACGAAGUUCAGACAGGUUGAUGAUGACAGGAAAUCCGUCAUGGCCAAGAAUUUCCAGGAGCUUAAGGACAAGAUGGACGAGCUGAAGCCUCUGAUACCUGUGCUGGAGCAGUACAAGAUGGACGCUGCACUCAUCUCACAGUUCAAGGAGGAGAUCAGGAACCUCUCCGUGGUGCUGACGGGAAUCCAGGAGGAGCUUGGGGCCUACGAUUACGACGAGCUUUACAAGAGAGUCCUGCGACUGGACAGCAGGCUCCGCAGCUGCAUGGGCAAACUUACAUGUGGGAAAUUAAUGAAAAUCACUGGACCUGUUACAAUAAAGACAUCUGGAACCCGGUUUGGAGCUUGGAUGACUGAUCCGCUUGCAACGACCCGAAACAACAGGGUUUGGUACAUGGACAGCUACACCAACAGUAAGAUUGUUCGCGAAUUCAAGACAAUAGAAGACUUUGUGUCAGGAGUGGUUUCUCGAACCUACAGCCUCCCAUUUAAGUGGGAGGGAACCAAUCACAUGGUCUACAAUGGUUCUCUCUACUACAACAAAUACCAGAGCAACAUCAUUGUCAAGUACAGCUUUGAGACCGGCACCGUGCUUGCCCAGCGAGCUCUGGAGUUUGCCGGCUUCCACAACAUGUACCCUUACACUUGGGGAGGAUACUCUGACAUAGACGUCAUGGCCGAUGAACUAGGAAUGUGGGUUGUAUAUGCAACCAAUCAAAACGCCGGUAAUGUUGUGAUCUCCCAGAUAGACCCCGACACCUUGCAGGUCUUGAAGACAUGGUAUACCGAAUACUCAAAAAGAAACGCAGGGGAAUCGUUCAUGAUCUGCGGGACGCUUUAUAUCACCAACUCUCAUCUGUCAGGAGCUAAGGUUUACUACGCUUACUCUACCAAGACUUCCACCUAUGAAUACAUAGAUAUACCGUUCCACAACCAGUACUUUCACAUCUCCAUGCUUGACUAUAAUGCCAGAGAGAGGGCACUGUAUGCCUGGAAUAAUGGGCACCAGGUAAUCUUUAAUGUCACCCUUUUUCAUGUCAUAAAAACGGAUGACGACUCCUAAAUGUGUGCCAACAACAACUGAAGCACCACUGUUUGUGAUACAAGGACCAGCUAAUUAACAGUUUUUUUUUUUCAUCAGAAUUGGACUGUGCUGUCUCUACUUGAAGCUUUUUGAAUUUUUGGCUCUGUAGUUUUUGGCAGACUUGGGUGUGGACACCAGUGACUUUACAAUAAGUGAAGUGUUUCUACAAAUUUCCCUUGCUGCUGAUUAGUCUGGUAUGCCUUAUUUGCGAAGUGUUGGGUUUUCCAGCCAAAAAAACUCAAAUCUUUUGCAUGAAUGUCAUGAAUUUGCCUAUUUAACCUGAUACAACAUAGUUGUUUUGUUGCAAGUUAGAAAUUUGCUUUCAGUGUUUGCUUUCUUUGUGUAUUUAAAGACUAUUUAAAGUUGUAAUUGAAGAUUGAAAGCAACCUACGGGCCAUUUGCCACAAUGUAAAUGAUAAAACGGUUACAUUUUUUAAAAUAAUUUAUUGAUGAUAUAAUGUCUCUGUGAAAAAAGAAUGUUUGUAUUUUUUAUAAACAAGCCCAUAGAAGAUGUUGUGUGCAUUUUCAUUACAAGGGAACAUUGUACAUUUCAUAGUAUUUUUAAGUGCUGAAAAAAAAAC
Cyprinodon variegatus (sheepshead minnow) is the source of this 2143-nucleotide messenger RNA. It is a transcript of the gene olfm3a, whose product is annotated as olfactomedin 3. Gene Ontology annotation, biological process: signal transduction. Lineage: Eukaryota; Metazoa; Chordata; Actinopteri; Cyprinodontiformes; Cyprinodontidae. The record is from RefSeq and is a predicted model, not a curated record. The transcript is spliced from 6 exons. The coding region runs from base 168 to 1541 and encodes 457 amino acids.